Penicilliopsis zonata CBS 506.65 is the source of this 1010-nucleotide messenger RNA. RefSeq lists its product as hypothetical. NCBI's taxonomy places the organism in Eukaryota, Fungi, Ascomycota, Eurotiomycetes, Eurotiales, Aspergillaceae. The record is from RefSeq and is a predicted model, not a curated record. Bases 265 to 912 code for a protein of 215 amino acids. The transcript has 3 exons.
CUGAGGGAGUCCAUGCAGGUUGCCGAUUCUUUCUUUUUCCUCAUGAAGAAUAAGAUUCAGUGAUGCCCUCCGAUGACUAAGCAACAGGGACGUUCUUUCCCACCUUGACUCAGUCCCAAAAGAGCAGCAGCGGUCAGUAAAACGGUAGGCAGCCCUUUUUUUUUUUUCUUCUCUCCCACCAGAAACUCGACACCCUCGCAAUAAUGCAUACCUAAUCUGUUGACCACCAACCUCCCCACAGCUGUCGCCAGUGGAAUAAUAAGAAUGAUAAUAACCAACGAUAACAAUAGCAAUAAAUUGGCCUUGCAUGGCAGGGUCAAGGACAGAGCAACCGCAGAUACGCUGUGGCAAAUUUGGGGGAGCCAGUUGAUUGACCAGUCUGCAGUGUCGUCUAUCGGAGUCUAUGUAUACUCCGUAAUCGAAUGGUUCAUAUUAAUCAAAAUAAUUAAUGGAACAACGCUGUGGAGGUACGGAUACGGAAUACAUUGCAGGGGAAAGAUCUCCGGACUUGGUCGCUCCCUUGCAGCUGAGCGAAGACCUGAGAGAACUGUACCGACUCUUUGGCCUGCACAUUGCACAAUACGGAGUAUCUCGCACUGGUGGCGUCUCUGCGUUAUUCUCCUAGAAGUGCGGGCUCUGCAUGGCUGUCUGUCAACCCAACUCAACCCCAUUUCGGGGGAGGGAAACAAAUAUUGUUGCGGCUGGACAGGUUUCAAUGGGUCAGCACACAGCAAGAUGUCAGACAGACAACCUGCCCGAGGCCGGCCGGGACAAGAAGCGAAUACAGCCGUGGCCGUGUCAAUCAAUCAAUCUACAUACCCUGCUCCUCAAAGCCAAGAUCACACACACAUACUGCACCUGCACUGUCUGAUCUGGGUGUUCCCAUGCCUGCCUGUUCAAUUAAGGUACUAACCGUUGACUGACCAGCUGAUCGGGAACGAGAGAGCCUCGUAGACUUUCUUUCCUGGUCUUCGCUCCCACACAAGCAUCUACACACCAGACUCAUCCUC